AUGAUCAACGAAACAAAAAAUCUAAAUGAUAUAUCGAAUAUUUUAACAUUAACUACAAUAAUUAAUCCAAUACAAGCUGUAAAUACGAAUCAAUUUGCUAUUGGAAUAUCAUUAGCACUUGCAUCGAGUUUAUUUAUUGGUACCAGUUUUAUUCUUAAAAAGAAAGGUUUACUUCAAUUAGCUGUAUAUAAUGGAGCUGUUCGAGCAGGAUCAGGUGGUUUUGGAUAUUUACGUGAAUUUCAAUGGUGGGUGGGAUUGGCAAUAAUGGGAUUAGGAGAAUUCUGUAAUUUUGCUGCAUACGGAUUUGCUCCAGCAUCAGUUGUUACACCACUCGGAGCACUUUCAGUUUUAGUUAGUGCUUUAUUGGCUGUUCGAUUUUUGGGUGAAAAAUUAAAUAUAUUGAGUAAAAUUGGUUGUCUUCUUACUAUAUCUGGUUCAAUUGUUAUUAUUAUUCAUGCACCAAAAGAAAGUGAAGUUAAUUCUUUACUUGAUUUUGCUAAUAAAAUCAAAACACGAGAAUUUAUUAUGUUCUCAACACUAACUUGUCUUUCUAUUGCUUGUUUAAUUGUUCAUUAUGGUCCACGAUUAGGUUCAAAACAUGUUCAUAUAUAUAUUUUAAUAUGUUCUCUUUUGGGUGCAUUUACUGUAACAGCAUGUAAAGGUCUUGGUAUUGGUUUAAAAGAAAUCUAUAAUCAUCAAUAUACAUAUUCAAAAGUAUUAACAUUUUCAUGUGCAAUAGUGAUUAUUUGUUGUAUUCUUGUACAAAUGAUUUAUUUAAAUCGUGCAUUAGAUCUAUUUUCUACACCUAUUGUUACAACUGUUUAUUAUGUUUUAUUUACAACAUGUGUAUUAAUAACAUCGGGUAUACUUUUUCGUGAAUGGGAAAAAUUAGCAUUUGUUGAUAUAAUAGCAUGUUUUGUUGGAUUUUCAAUAACAACAUGCGGAUUAGUAUUAAUAAAUUAUUUAAAAACAAAUUUACAAAUAAAUGAUUCUCGUUUUCCAUAUUUUUCAACUGAUUCAACAACAAUAGUCAAUGCGAAACAACAACAUUUUAUUCAAGGCAAAUCUUAUGCCGACCUAUUAGUUGACGAUGAUGAUAAUUUAUCAUCAGUAACGAAUUCUUUCAACGAACAACGUCAACCAAUAUUAUUGAUUGAUGAACGUGAUCUUAACUCAUAG
Messenger RNA from Adineta steineri, 1179 nucleotides. NCBI's taxonomy places the organism in Eukaryota, Metazoa, Rotifera, Eurotatoria, Adinetida, Adinetidae. The record is from the annotation of a GenBank genome assembly.